AUGUGCCAGGCCACAGCUAUGGAUAACACCAGAGCUCCACUUCAAAUGUCACCACUCCCCAAAGGAUCCUGGCUGGAGGUUAGUGUUGAUUUCUGUGACCUCCCCACUGGAGAACAUAUCUUAGUUGUUACCGACGACUACAGUCGUUAUCCUGCAAUUGAAAUUGUCACAUCAACUUCCGCUCGAGCCGCCAUUCCGAAGCUCGACCGCAUAUUCGCUACCUUCGGCGUGCCUCAAGUCGUACGUACUGACAACGGCCCACCUUUCAAUAGCAGCGAAUUCGAAAACUUCAGUGACUACCUAGGAUUUCGACAUCGCAAAGUUAAACCGCGUUGGCCAUGCGCGAACGGAGAAGUUGAACGCUUCAUGAGAACUCUGAAGAAAACUUAUUGCACAUCCAUCGCUGACUGCAAACCAUGGAAACAGUCCAUGUACCAAUUCUUAUGCAACUACCGCGCCACACCUCAUGCUACGACUGGUAUCCCACCGGCUACUCUUCUCUUCGGUCGACCAAUCCGGACACGCCUUCCUCAGACUACACAAUCUGCUAACAAUGCCAAAUUGCACCGCAAAGACAAAACACGGAAAGCUGCAAUGAAAGCGUACGCUGACAAACGCGAACAUGCCAAGCAGCCAAACAUAAAGGAGGGUGAUUGUGUGCUCGCCCGCCGCGAUGGUAUGAUCACCAACGGCCAGACCCCAUACCACAUGAAACCCUACACAGUGAUCAAAACUAAAGGAUCAAUGAUCACAGCACAACGCAAACAACACCGGAUCACUCGCAACGUCUCGCGCUUCAAACGUUGA
Molecule: messenger RNA, 807 nt
Organism: Asterias rubens (European starfish)
Lineage: Eukaryota; Metazoa; Echinodermata; Asteroidea; Forcipulatida; Asteriidae
Exons: 1
Coding region: 1-807 (268 amino acids)
Biological process (GO): DNA integration
Molecular function (GO): nucleic acid binding
Source: RefSeq, a predicted model, not a curated record